UCUAACUCUGCCUGACAAAAUCUGCAGGUGAAAGGAGUGUACAUACAUUUUUAAAUUGUUGAACUUAUAAUAUCUUGUACAAUGAACAUAUGAGUGAAAUAGGAAACCGUUACAUGUUGUAGUUCUAGGACUUCUUCAUGGUAUUUAGCUGAUCAUAAGCUAUACUACUUAUGUGCCCGCAGAAGUAUUGAUUAUGUCAGUGUGUAAACUCAUCAUAAAACCAAACAGCUGAAUCCUGCCAUUUUUUCCGAAGCCUGAUGCUGCAAACUUGAACUGCAGCUGGCCUAGUAAAGAGAUAAUUGGAUUUUCUAGAUUUAUAAUAGCUAAUAGUAAUAUUGAAGCCUCGAUAUAAAAUAGACUUUGUUUACUUGUUACCUAGUUAGCCAAUUUGUAUUUGAUACUUAAACUUUAAAGGUAGCUGCUAAUCAUUUGUGAAGAGAGGAGUAAAUUGAAGACGAAAGAAGUUCCCGUUGGAAGAUGAGCGUGAAUGACACAUUGUGGCAGUAAUACUAACACCGUAUAUAAAUAUAAUGGCGAACAGUUCGGAAUUGAGCACAGGAAAGAGUGUAUUUGUUUUGGCUGUCGUCAUAGGGUGUUUUGCCGUACUUUGGCCCAAAAUAUUUUAUCCGAUGAUGCAAACCGCUUUUUCAAUAACAAUGACCACAUAUGAUAACGAUGAAGAAAGUUUUGGCGAGAAUAGCCAUUCUCAUAUUGACCCUGAGAUACUUCCUGCUCGAGUCAGAGCAGCAAUGGGAGAAAGUCGUCCAGGAAGUCGACCACAAAUUCAUGAAGGCAGGCCUUUGAUGCACCCUGCUGCAAAACAGGGACCCAAAGUUCAACCUAAAAGUGGUGGAGCCAUGGGCAUCAUAAUGCCUAUUUAUACAUUGUUAAUUGUUGUAUUCUUUUUAUACACUAUAUUCAAGUUUGUAUUUAAAAAGCCUGCUGAUGAGGAAACAUUGAGACAGCCACUAAUCAAAGACUUUCACAUGGAUCAUGAACAUCGUAAGUAUAUCCUUGCUAAGGAAUAUGAUGAGGAGAAAAAAAAAGGAGCCAAGUCGAAGAAUGUGGAAAAUAAAACAAAGAAAAUGUUGCAGGAGUAUGGGAAAACAAAAGUGGAAGAAGAACUAGCAGAAAAAAACUAUGAGAUCAGUCAACUAAGGAAAAGACUAGAAGAAACAGAGGCUGCAAUGGAGAAAAUUAUGAAACACAUGGGGGUCGUCACAGAGCAUCUAGCAGUGGGCAUGGCUUAUUUACCAAACUCAACAGCCAGCACAAGCUCACAGCGGGAACCUGUCAGUCAUAAUGAAGACCUAGAAAAUACAGAUGACCAAAAAAUUGUUCCCACAUCCAUAAAUGAUAGCAGUGCUCAGAAAAUGCAGAAGAUCCACUUGUCUGAACCAGAUAGAGAAGAAGAGAGUCAGACUUCCAGUCCCGAUGUGGACAAUUAUGAACUGGUGUCAGGGACUGUUUCUAUUCCUCCCACCCCAACAUCUAAUUGUACAGUUCAUGUAGACAGAGAGUCAUGUGAAUCAUCCAGUUUUGAAGUAAUUGGACAAGUUAGUGAGAAUAAUGGAAACUUGCUCAAAGACUACACUCCCACCGAUUCAGAAGACAGUGUAAGUAAAGAGUUGGAAUACUUUGAAUUGGAUACUGAGCAGGCUAAUGAACCCAAAGAUGACUGUCUUAAGGUACUUUCCAUGACACCUGGUGCUCAAGAAUUUCCAGAAACUCUCUUGACAUCCAGAGGAAAUCGGAAUUUUCCUAAUAUUUCAGCCUUGGAAAGAGCAGCUAAAAUCAGACGAGAAAACUUGAAUGUUGGUAGUAUUGAAGAGGAAAGUAAUAAUUUGGCAUCUUUAUUAGAUAAUUCUAAAAGUGAUUCUGAACAGUAAUGGAACUAAGCAGUAAUGACACAAACAUCUGAGGUCAUCAAGAUUACUUUCAGAGGUUGAAAACAUGAGAAGGGAAAACAAAGGGAUACUAAAUCUGUUGAAGUGGUUAAGAAACUGGAACUUACAGAAUUAUGAAAACAUAACUUAUAUUUCAGGAUAUUGCAGUUUUGUACUUGUGGUAUUUGUCAUUAAAGAGCCAGAAUAUAUUGAUGAGUUAAUUAAUUUGAUAUUCACUAGUUACCAUACCAAUUUUUCUAGAUAUAGAAAAUGAAAAUCUACCAUUCUGAAGAAAGCUUUCAACAGUCCACACACAGUUAGUGGCAAAUUUUACAUUUUUUGAAUCAUCUAUUUUUAGAUUAAAAAUUCAAUUGUAUUGACCACCUACUACAAAUGUUUUGCAUAAAUUUUAAAGCUGGUUGAAAAUAUUAUUACAGAAGAAUUAAUUGUAUAAGAGAUAGAGUUGAAGUAGAGGUUGAAAUAUAGCUCACUUAAAGGAUUUAAAACAGACAAGUAGAUUGAAUAAAUUGUUUGAUAUUAGCAGGAUUGUAUUGUGGUUUGUUUAUUGUGUGAUGAUUAAGGUCCCAUUGUUAGGUAUUUAAAUCUCAUUAACAUCUGCUACAAUAUGAGAAGUAUUCUUGAAUGUAAAGCCUGUAAAUACCACCUAAACAGCUUUUGUUUUAUGGACUGAUGACAAAUGGAGUUUUAAAUAUUUAAGGUUUUAGUAUACAUCUCACUAAUAUUUCUAAUGUAAAAUGUGUACAAGGAAUGGUCAUUUUGUUUUUUAAAGGUUAUACAUGUAAAUGAUACUCAAAGACUGAAUGCCCACCUUCACUACCUAGCAUAAAUAAUCAUCAGAUUUGUUAUUUUAAAAAGGUUAGUCACAAAAUUGUGUGGAUUACAGUUGCAGACCAUAAUGUGAAUCCUGAUCUGUUAAUUUAAAGGGUUAAAUAAUGAUUAUGAAAAAUGAUGGCUGAUCCUUUUUAAGGUAAAAGUAUAAAACUGUAGUUUUGGUGCUAAAAAACUCAUUUUGAUCAAUAGACAAGUGGGUGGGACCUGUACAAUAAAGGAGAGGGGCAAGGAAGUUGAAAAUUGUUACAGGUCUGGGCAGAUCUCUUUCUAACAAUGGUUAUAAAUCUAGAUAAUGCAUAGAAGGGUGAAUAAUCAGGUUAUAAUAAUGAGCCAUAUUUUUCCAUAAUCUUUUAAGGCAAGCAGAGUGAAAUGGAGUGUACUCAUGUUAAAUUAAAAAAUUAGAUUAACUGCAAUGUUAUAAACUAUCUUAUUUAUGCCCAAUGUUUUGGUGUGAUGGCUUUUUCAAGGUCUUAAGUAACUUUGUGUUCUACAGUUGUUAAUAAUUGGUAUUGACAGAUGUAUUGUAACUUAAAUCUCUGUUGAUGUGGUCAAGGGAAAAUGUGGGACAUAAAUAAAAGUAUUUCUAUAGUUUCAGUUUGCUUUUUAAAAAUUUAUAACGAACUUGAACCAUAUUGCUACAUCAGUGCAAUAUCCAUGGGUGUUUCUUUUGAUUCGUUUCAUGUCAAUUUAAACAGAAAUUAUGUUGAGUAAAUCAGUUUUCCAAAGUAAAGAAAAAGAGGCAACUAUCUAAUUCUCUAAUUUAAAUCAGUAACAAACACAUUUAAUGUAUUAUUUAUUUUUUGGUGUUUUUAGCCAUAGAUGAAGACAUCAUUUCACUGUACAAGAAAGUGAUCGAGUUACCUUGGGGUUUCUUUUGAACUGCUAAUAUGCUUAUUGCACUGUAAUAAAAUAUUGUCCCUUGUGGGUUAAUUGUAAAUAUUAUCUUCAUUGAAUUAUAAGUAUCCCUUUACUAAUUUAUUUCAUUUGUUAAUAAUAAACUAAUUCAUAGUUUGAUCCAAAUUCUGUUAGAGCAGGUAAUUUCAUUGCAGAAGUAUGAAUGGCUUUCAUUUUAUCAUAUUUAUUUUCAUUUCUUAGAUCCCCUUCCCUUACAGCUACACCCACCUUCCAGUAAAAAUGCUUCUACCCUACCAACAUGUUACAGUAAACAAUGAUAUAUAUAUAUAUAUAUAUAUUUAUGCAUGUGUGUUUAUCUAUUUAACUGUUGUCAGUGAACUUUCAAGUAAAUGCUUUCUUUUUAAGUAGUUGCUUAGUGCAAUUAAUGGUCAGUGUGAUUUCAUACAAGUACGCAGGUUGCAGUAACUUAACAUGCAUUGUGAACAUUAGUACAGUUAUAUAAAAAGUGGAAUUAUUUGUAAUGGUCCAUGAUUAUUUUCUCACUCUAUGUAUGCGUGCAAUUUCCAUUAUUAAAUAUUCUUUUGUUUAAUGAAUGCUUUUUUCUUUCUGCCUAUUUGAUAUGUUAUUUAUCCUUUUAAUAGAAGUAUUUUUACUACUUUUAAUACUGAUAUAUUUAAAUAAUUUCAUUGUAUUGUUUUGUUAUAAUCUUUAUGAGCCAUCUUGCAAGUUUAUUUCCAUGUAUAUGUAAUUAAGUCAAAUAACUAAUCAGUACUAUAAAUUUUAUUUCAAACUAUUUAUUUGAUUAAAAACGAACUUAUUCAUUUACAAAUAUUUGUUAACCGUGUAUGGUGUGUUUUUUUUCGUGAUGCAUAUGACUGUUCAUUUAUUUGACAGGCUGUUCUAAACUUAAUGGUGUAUUGUGUAAUAACUAUUUUUUUUCAUAGUUAAAAUGUUUUAGAAUACUUGUUUUUCUAAAUCAUCUUCUCAUGUACGGUAUUAGUUGUUUGAGACGGGUGAAUCUUACGUAUUUCAAGCUUUAAUAUAUAGAUUUUUAUCCAUCUCAUUGCUAUCCAUUUGUGAAUU
Molecule: messenger RNA, 4676 nt
Organism: Limulus polyphemus (Atlantic horseshoe crab)
Lineage: Eukaryota; Metazoa; Arthropoda; Merostomata; Xiphosura; Limulidae
Product: resistance to inhibitors of cholinesterase protein 3-like
Exons: 9
Coding region: 531-1889 (452 amino acids)
Biological process (GO): synaptic transmission, cholinergic; protein localization to cell surface
Cellular component (GO): neuron projection; neuronal cell body; intracellular membrane-bounded organelle
Source: RefSeq, a predicted model, not a curated record